CCUUCAGGUACCACCAGCUGAUUUCUUGGAAGGCCACUUGGCGGUAUGGUGGGGGGUGUUUCAUUGGAAAUAGUACAAAGUAAGAACUCUCUCAACGACUAGCGUCAGUGGCCGUCAGCUUUGCACCAGCUGCUGUACGUCAAUGAAACAAAAAUUAUAGUAAUUGUUGAAAAAAAAUUGGAGAGAAAUUCAAGAAGCCAUGCGGACCUGGGGAAAGUGGUUUGUUGUGCUGCUGGUGAUGCUGAUCGGUUCUGCCCAGACGAAUGCAAGAAGGAGAAAAAAUCCACGAAAUCGUCGUGUAAACGCCACUAAAAAUUCCACAGCCUUCGACGUCCUGAUUUUCACGCAGCACUGGCCCCAGACAGUGUGCUAUACCUGGAAACAGGAAUCCCCAGAUCACAGCUGUGAUUUGCCGCAUGACGACGAGUGGACAAUCCACGGACUGUGGCCAACAAAAUUCCACAAACUUGGGCCCCAAUUUUGCAAUCCAUCUCUACAUUUCAAUGUGGCAGCCCUGUCCCCGAUCCAGAAGGAAAUGGAGGUAAAGUGGAUUGAUGUUGAAAAUGGUACAAAGCCCUUUUCAUUCUGGAAACACGAGUGGCAGAAGCAUGGCACCUGCUCAGCUGUCCUUGAGCCCCUGAACACUGAACUCAAGUAUUUCGAGAUGGGACUGAAACUCCUGGAUGUUUACGACAUGAAACAUGUCCUUGAAAAGGCCGACAUCCACCCUGGACUGUCCUACCCGGUUCAAGCCUUUCUCGAUGGAGUUUACAAAGUUCUGGGGAAGAAGUGUCAAGUGGAAUGCGUCUCCAAUAAAAAGGAGAAGAAGUCUUACCUCUUCGAAAUUAGGAUUUGCUUCGAUAAGUCAUUGAAUUUAAUUGACUGCGAUGGCGUCGCGGGAUUUCCGACGAAUUGCUCCCCGAAGAGGCAAAUCCUGUAUCCUGGGACUGUCCCAAUAGAAUAUCAUGUAUUACAAAUUUAAUUCAUCCAUUUAGUUUGAAUUUUAAAACGAAAGUAAAAAGUCAUAUCAAUUAAUGUACAGCGAAAUUGCGCUGUAAGACUCUCCGGAACCAGCGGGUGAUAAAUUUGUUGAAAAAAUUUUCUUUUGCCCGCUUGUUCCUGAGAUACUUCUAAAGUUGCUGAAUAGUCAAUUUAAUCAUGGAAAUCAUAUCGAAGAAUCUCAUCUGCUAUUUUUUUAUGAAUUUAUAAAGUUGUAAUUAUUUUUGAAUGAAAUAUUUUUUGUACAA
Molecule: messenger RNA, 1247 nt
Organism: Fopius arisanus
Lineage: Eukaryota; Metazoa; Arthropoda; Insecta; Hymenoptera; Braconidae
Product: ribonuclease Oy-like
Exons: 3
Coding region: 200-982 (260 amino acids)
Biological process (GO): RNA catabolic process
Cellular component (GO): extracellular region
Molecular function (GO): ribonuclease T2 activity; RNA binding
Source: RefSeq, a predicted model, not a curated record